Molecule: messenger RNA, 2461 nt
Organism: Linum tenue
Lineage: Eukaryota; Viridiplantae; Streptophyta; Magnoliopsida; Malpighiales; Linaceae
Source: the annotation of a GenBank genome assembly
UCAAUAUCAUCCCCGUUGUGUACUCGUCAGUCGUCUCUUCUCAAUUUCUCCAGUUCUCUUCUCGUGGCUUGGCUGGAAGUGAGCUUAACAAAACUUCGAUCCUGAACCCGAAUUCAGAGGUGAAGCCCCCUCCUUGCGUCCCAGCUCCAAUAAAGCGAGACCGAAUCAAUGGUGCUUACCAAUUUCGAUGGCGUCGGCGUAGGAUUUGGGUUUGGAGUUGGUUGUGGCUUCGGCGUUGGAUGGGGGUUUGGCGGAAUGCCACUGAAUAUUUUGGGCCUUGGUGCAGGAGGAGGAUGUGGAGUUGGUCUAGGACUUGGAUGGGGCUUUGGCAGUGCCUUCGGUAGUCACUACAGAUCAUCCAGACUCACUUUCCACGGCGUAGAGUUUGGGAAGAAAGAUGAACCAAGCAACAGCAAGAGUAAUGCUAACGCCCCAAGCAGCAAGCAACUUCAAAAGCACACGUCAAGUUAGAACCUCCAAGUAGCUUCUUCACAUUGUACUGUAACCCUAGUUCCAAGUUAUCGAGUGUGAAUGGAGAUAGUGCAGGUGUAAGGUGUUCUUAUGUUAUCAGUAAGGCAGAACUGAGAACCGUCAUAUUCCUGAUGUUCGCGAUGCACUUCUCAUCUCAAUCAAUUGAAAGCCACAUUGUUUGUGUAUCACUGUUAUCAAUCAAUCCCCAAGCUUUGAAUUAACAAAUUGAUAGAAUGUUUUUACAAACAGAAAUUUCUUAUUUAGAAACUAGGGAUCAAGAUAAGUGAAACAGAAAGAAAACCUCCAGGUAUCAAACAGAGUACAAACAACAAUACAUUCCAAGCUCGAUCAAAAGCCAUCACGAGAACCUGCAAGUUGGUUCAGGGCACAAUCUUGUAACCCUUCACUUUAUCAAUCCAGGAAAUGAACGAGCUCUUUGAAUUCCUGAACCCCAAGAACCCAUGCUCCUUGCUCUUGUUCAUGCUCGCAAGAACACCCUCCACACCACAUAUCAUAUCCACAAACCACCAAUUCCCAACUUCCUCCAGCCUCGUCGGCUCGAGCUGAUUCUGCUUCACAAUCUCAUCCCAAACCGGCCCUUUCUCCUUCAUCAUCUCCACCAAGCUCACUCUCUUCUCCGCAUCCUCUUCAAACCCAUAAUUCUCUAUCCCAAACUGCUCCGCCAACACCUUCCACAAAUGCUUCCACUUGAACACAUCCCCAUUCACUAUGUUAAACGCCUCGUUCUUGGCGUAAGGAUCCACCGCUGCCCAUAUCUGAUGCUCCGCGAUCAGGUCAGCAUCCGACGAAUCCGAGUAACAGUUCCAAGAAGCUUUCGUCCCCGGGAAAAUCAGAGGCAAACCCUCGUGCUUACAUAUGGCGGCGUAGACGCAGAGUGAUCCAAUCGCGUUCAUCAUGCUGUAGGGAGAGAACCCCCAAAUUUGAUUGGGCCGGUGUACGGACCACGACAACCCUUCCCUUUUCCCGGCUUCUUCGUAGAGGAUGUCUUCCAUUGUGUAGUAGAAAUUGGGGGAAUUCAACCUCGGGAGAUCUUCUGUGAAAGGGGAGUCGUGGGGUUCGAUUUUGCCGAACGAUUCAAAGGAUCCGGCGUAGUGUUUCCCGCCGGUCUGAAGGCAAAUAUGCUGGAGAUUCGGCGCGUUGGGAACGACGGCGGCGAGGAGGUUCUUCAACAUCUUGCCAUUGAUCUCGCAGUUCUCUGCCUCGGUGGGGCGGUUGGCCCACGUUACGUAGAAGAUGUGGGUGACGUCGGAGAGCGGGGAGAGCUUCGAAUCGACGUCGGAGGCGUCGGCGAUGUCGCACUGGAUGUACUCGAUUGGGUGGUCGGAGUUCCAAUUUGGGCGAGGACGGCGAGCUACGCCGUAGACCUUCCAUGGCCCACCGGGAGUGUCGGCGAGAGGGAGGAUCUCCGCCAAGCUGUUGCCCACGAUUCCGGUGACGCCGACCACUAGGGCCACGCUCUGGUAGCUUCGCGGCGGCUCAUCUUCAUCGAGCUUCUUCUGCAGCGGCUCCAAUGGCGCCAGCCCACCACCAGCUCAUUCUUUCGGAUGGAGGAUUGGGGAAGCGGGAAGAAAGGGAAUUUGGUGUUUAUAGGCUUCACGGCAACUGUAAUAUCGAUUCGGUGGCGCUGAUGCUCCGCUGAAUUAUCUUCUUCCUGUGCCCUGUGAGCUGAGAUUGAUCUGAAUUAUCAUCUCCAGUAGUUGGAAAAUGGGGAAAAGAGAUGAGUAAUAAUCAGAGAUUCAAGAGGGUUCUUCGUCUUUUUCCAUUUUAGGAGCAUAAUAAUAAUUCAGAAUCACAUCAGAGGACCGACGGCUAUGCGUUGUGUGGUUGACGGAUGAGUUGAAAGGGACAGCCUGUUUCUUGUUGCAUGCAUUAUCUAAUUCGCUCUGUGACUGAUAAUUGGUUCUUGGUUCUGGAAACAGAGGAAAAACCACUCCCUUGCUCGCACACUUCGGCCGAAGCUAGCAAGCAU